CGGGGGGUCUAUUGAGGCCUCAGCCGGCGGUUCCCUCCUCCUCCCUCCCUCCCUCCUCCUCCUCCUCCUCCCUCUCUUCCCUCCUCCACCAUGGGGGGGGCUGACGAGAAGGAUACCAACAGGUGUCCUCUUCCGUGCCUCCACCUCCACGGCGGCGUUGACGAGAAGGAUACCAAAGGUGUCCUCUUCCGUGCCUCCACCUCCACUGCCACCAGUCUUCGCGACAGGUCUGCCAAUCACUUUGGGUUCAUCUUUCGACCACUCGUCACUCCACGCACAUUCGCACCUCGUCAAGGCUUGCCACCAAGGCCAAAGCCGGCUCAUGCUUUUGAGGGCUCUGAAGCAUUUUCAUGCACACCAACGCGCGCCCCUCUUCGUCUGGCGAACUGUCAGUUCACACUGCAUUCACCACUCUCUUUCACGGCCAUGGUCAAGAAUUUCCCACAUUUCGGCUUUCUUUUUCUUCCAAUUUCCGUUCAUGUACAUACGUGGCAUGGCGAUUUUCUCCUCUUCUUUGUGUCUCUUGUCGGAGAUGUUCAGAGGGUGGUUCAAGUUGGAGUGGGAUUGUUGAUUUCAAGGGUGGUCGGGUUUCGAGCAUUGGGUUCUGGACUAUUUUUUCGGGGAGUUUGUUCAUCAAAUACAUCGUUUUGUGCUUC
Trichoderma virens Gv29-8 is the source of this 656-nucleotide messenger RNA. RefSeq lists its product as uncharacterized. The annotation marks the transcript as partial. The transcript has 4 exons. The record is from RefSeq and is a predicted model, not a curated record. Lineage: Eukaryota; Fungi; Ascomycota; Sordariomycetes; Hypocreales; Hypocreaceae.